Molecule: messenger RNA, 1869 nt
Organism: Exophiala viscosa
Lineage: Eukaryota; Fungi; Ascomycota; Eurotiomycetes; Chaetothyriales; Herpotrichiellaceae
Product: NADH-dependent flavin oxidoreductase
Exons: 1
Coding region: 123-1379 (418 amino acids)
Cellular component (GO): intracellular anatomical structure
Molecular function (GO): FMN binding; NADP binding; NADPH dehydrogenase activity
Source: RefSeq, a predicted model, not a curated record
GCCUCCGAUACACAUUGGCACCACCAGCUACAUAUUCCUCACUGUUAUUUUCGACGCUUCUCGAAUAUUGACCUCUCCCCCAUUGGCUACCAAGUCAACCUCAACCCAAGAACUUUACCACAAUGGGUUCCACCGAGCAGAAGCCUGUCAUCUUCAACAAAGCUGCUGAGGGUAUCUCCUAUUUCACUCCAGCACAGAUCCCACCGGCUGGCACUGCUAAGGACCCACAACCUGAGGGCCAUCCUAUCCCGAAAAUCUUCCAGCCUCUCAAGAUUCGUGGCGUCACCUUUCCCAACCGCAUCUGGCUCUCGCCACUCUGUCAGUACAGCGCGCAGAAUGGCUACCUUACAGACUGGCACCUCACGCAUUUAGGCGGAAUCAUCCAGCGUGGACCUGGUCUUACCUUGGUUGAAGCCACUGGAGUCACACCGGAAGGUCGCAUCACUCCCGAGGACAGCGGUCUCUGGGAGGAUGGUCAGAUGGCUCCGCUCAAGCGGAUUGUUGAAUUCGCGCACAGCCAGAACCAGAAGAUCGGUAUCCAGCUGGGCCAUGCCGGUCGCAAGGCCAGCACUGUUGCUCCGUGGUUGAGUUUGGGGGAUACUGCUCAGAAAGAAGCUAACGGCUGGCCGGAUGAGUGCUUGGCUCCAAGCGCCAUCGCUUUUCAGUCAUCCUUCCCACACCCCAAUGCUUUGACGCUCGAAGGUAUCCAAAGAAUCAAGGAUGCUUUCGUAGCCGCCGUCAAGCGAGCUGUCGAAGUCGGCUUUGAUGUCAUCGAAAUCCACAAUGCUCACGGUUACCUCCUCCAUGAGUUCCUCAGCCCGGUCAGCAACAAGAGGACCGAUAAAUAUGGUGGUUCUUUCGAGAAUCGGACAAGGCUGACAAGAGAAAUUGUCGAGGCCACGCGUGCUGUCAUUCCAGAAAGCAUGCCUCUGUUCCUCAGAAUCAGCGCCGACGACUGGCUAAAGGAAGUACCUGAACCUGAAUUCGCCGAGAGCUGGACUAUCGAGGACACAGUGAAGCUCGCACCGAUCCUUGCGGAGUUGGGUGUCGAUUUGCUGGACGUUAGUUCUGGUGGCAUCCACCCCAAGCAACACAUCCACGGCGGUCCAGGUUAUCAAGCACCAUUUUCCAAGGCGGUCAAGGACAAGGUUGGUGAUUCUCUCCUGGUCACUGUCGUCGGCUCCAUCACAUCUGGUCAUCAGGCCGAGGAGAUUGCCCAAUCUGGCGUCGAUGGCGUGUUUGUUGGACGAUAUUUCCAGAAGAACCCUGGUCUGGUUUGGACUUUUGCCGAGGAUUUGGGUACGGAGAUUCACAUCGCGAACCAGAUCUCUUGGGGAUUCGGAGGUCGCGCCGGCGGUAAGGGACACCAGAAGAAGUAAGCGUUAGGUGGAAAACGGUGCAUUAUGAAUUGAAUUCCUUCUGUUGUGAUCUGAGCGAUGGCGUUUUACAAACAAGGUCUCCAUGAGGGCAGAUGGGCGGCUAGCAGAGAACUUUGAUCGCAGCAUAUAGACCUACUAUGAAUCAGAUUCCUAUUGGUGUCAUUUUGAAGUUGAGCAACGCUGCGAGGUUCCGUGUCGUAUACAACGCCGCAUUUGGGUUUACGAUGGACAACGGUGGAGGUCAGUGGUUGGUGUUUGUGUUAUGCAUCGACUUUCCAGGUUGAUUGCAGAUGCUCCUGAGGUGACCUGCGAAACAUGUGACAGAUUUGACAAAGUUCGCAGGUCGUAGAAUGGCUUUCCGUAGGGCUCUGAGCGCUUGUGAAAUUCAAUAUAGAUAGCUUGCAAUGAAACGAAACGGGACAGCAAACUUGCCCUCCUGAUUCUGAGAUGGCUACAAUGGUAUAUUGAUAAUGUUAGAAUUUUUUACAGG